Molecule: messenger RNA, 1710 nt
Organism: Blepharisma stoltei
Lineage: Eukaryota; Ciliophora; Heterotrichea; Heterotrichida; Blepharismidae
Source: the annotation of a GenBank genome assembly
AUGGGAGCAAAUAAUUCAAAUCAAAUACUCUCUCAAAGCAAGCUAGUCCAUACAAGCCGACAAUCUAAAGUUGGUAGACACUCAUCCUUUAAUGAGAAAUCAAAGACCCUUCGGAUUCAAGUAAAAUCACAAACAUUUUCAAUCACUGUACCUGACGAGUCCCUUACAAGUGGUUGGCUGAUUUCAGAAGUGAUAAGAGUCUCAAAUCAGCCAGAUAUUAUAACAUUUCAUACAAAAAUUUGUUCAGACAUUUUGGAUUAUUCUUUAACGCUUUAUGAUCGUUCACUUUCGCGAUUUAAGAAUAACGAAGAGCUGGUUGCAAUUUUUUCCGAGCAGACUAAUGGAAGCGUUUCAUGCAGUGAUUUCCAUCCUAUCAAAGUAAUUGGCAAAGGAGGAUUUUCAACUGUGAGUGAAGUGAGGAAAAAAGAUACAGGAGAGCUAUUUGCAGUCAAAACAAUAGAUAAAGAGUUCAUUAAAAGAGAAGGAAAGAUAACUCAAAUUUUAACAGAAAAAGAUAUCAUGAGCAGAAUAAGCCAUCCAUUUAUAGUGAAAAUGCACUGGGCUUUUCAAACAAAAAAUAAUUUGCAUUUAGUUUUAGACUUUUGUCCAGGAGGAGAACUUUUUUUCCAUUUACAUAAUUUAGGCCGAUUUACAGAAGAUCAGGCGAAGUUUUACUUUGGGGAAAUUUUGUUGGGGUUGGAGUAUCUGCAUGAUAAUGGAAUUAUUUAUCGGGACCUAAAACCAGAAAAUAUCUUAUUAGAUAUUGAUGGGCAUAUAAAACUAACUGAUUUUGGCCUGUCAAAGCAACGUAUACGCCGUAGGCACAAAACUUAUAGCUUUUGUGGAUCCCCAGAAUACAUGAGCCCAGAAAUGCUCAAUAAUAAAGGUCAUACUCAUGCAGUUGAUUUUUAUAGUCUUGGCGCAUUAUUGUAUGAGAUGCUGACUGGCCUUUCUCCUUUUUAUGACUCAAACAAAACACGCAUGUUUUGGAAAAUUCUUAAUGAAGAUCUCCCACUUCCAAAUUUUCUGUCAAAAUCAGCCAAGUCUCUUUUAAAAGGCCUUAUGGAAAAAAAUCCUGAAGACCGUCUUGGCUUUAAAAAUGGCUUUGAUGAUGUAAAAGAGCAUCCAUGGUGCAGCAAAAUUCAAUGGGAUAAACUUUUGAAUAAGAAAAAGCUGCCCCCAUUCCUUCCUUCUGUAAGAGCUUCUAAUUUUGACGAAGAAUAUACGUGCUUACCUAUAAAUCCAGAUUUUCUUGAAAAAAUCCCAAAUGCAGAUGAUGAAAUUUUCCAAGCUUUUUGUUAUUCUCGACUAGCUGAAGAAGAGGAAGAAAAAUCCCUAGGGAAAUAUGAGCUGUUUGAUACUUCAUCUGCAUCAACUGUUGCAAGUAAAUCUGUGAGUCCAAUAAGUGCAAGUCAAAGUGAAUUUAGUUUUUAUAAAAGAGAAACAUUUAGAGAGCUGAGUGGCCAAGUUUGCAGCUCAUUAUCUGAUAUGAAAGCAAUCAAUCCCAGAUUUUUCUCUCUUAGAGACAUUGCCAAUAGAAAGCCAAGGCUUGUAAACGCAAAUCUAUCCUUUCUAAAUGCUAUUCCAGCUAGAAGGAUUCGCCAAAACAGUGAAGGCUCAUGCACUGAGAUAAAUUUUGAAGGAGAAUUCCUAAAUCCACCUUUCCUAACUGAGAGAGAUGAAGAUAACUUGUCCUCACAAGAAGACUAA